AUGAUGCUGCCGUCCCUCGGAGACUCAAUCAGCGAGGGAACGCUGAGCGAGUGGAAGAAGGCAGUGGGUGACAGCAUCUCGGUGGACGAGCCGCUGGCCAUCGUGGAGACGGACAAGGUCACCGUGGACAUCAACAGUACGAUGGAAGGAGUGAUCGUCAAGCAGCACUACGAGGAGGAAGACACUGUGUUCGUCGGCAAGCCCUUCAUUGACGUCGACACCGGGGCUCAGGCCGGCAGUGCCGCGGUUCCCGAAAGCGCGCCAGAAGUUGAGGUAGCGGCCCCGGAGGAAGUAGCCGCCAAGGAAACGAAAGUCGAGGAGCCUGUAGCUGAGACCAAACCAGUGGAGGAAUCUCCCACCGAAACUAGGGUACAAAUGACCCGCAUGCGCAAGCGCAUUGGAGAGAGGCUGAAGGAGUCCCAGCAGACGACGGUGAUGCUCACCACCUUCAACGAGUGCGACAUGGGCGCCGUGAUGGACCUCCGCAAAGAGCUUAACGAAUCAGGGAAGUUCCCGGUGAAACUGGGUUUCGUCUCCGCCUACCUCAAGGCCGCCACUAUGGCGCUGCUGAAGAUGCCCAUCAUGAACUCGUACAUCGAGGGUGACGACAUCGUCACCAAGCACUUCGUGGACAUCUCUGUGGCCGUGGCCACUCCCACUGGGCUGGUGGUGCCCGUCAUUCGCAACUGCGAGGAUAAGACCUGGGCUGAGUUGGAGGAGCAGCUCGGCGACGCGGCUAAGAAGGGCCGCGAGGGCCGUUUAACGGUGGCCGACAUGACCGGCGGUACAUUCACGAUUUCCAACGGUGGCGUGUACGGCAGCGUCCUCAGCACGCCGAUCAUCAACCCGCCGCAGUCCUCCAUCCUGGGCAUGCACUCGAUAAUCAAGCGCUGCGUGGUGCGCGACGACGCCAUGGCGAUCCGCCCCAUUAUGAACCUCGCGCUCUCGUACGACCACAGGCUGAUCGACGGCCGCGAGGCGGUGCAGUUCCUCAUCGCCAUCAGGGAGGCGAUCGAGAACCCCGAGGUCCUGCUAAGCAACUGA
Babesia ovata is the source of this 1044-nucleotide messenger RNA. Its product is annotated as dihydrolipoamide succinyltransferase. The record is from RefSeq and is a predicted model, not a curated record. Gene Ontology annotation, molecular function: acyltransferase activity. NCBI's taxonomy places the organism in Eukaryota, Apicomplexa, Aconoidasida, Piroplasmida, Babesiidae. The transcript is spliced from 2 exons. Bases 1 to 1044 code for a protein of 347 amino acids.